Pelecanus crispus (Dalmatian pelican) is the source of this 1236-nucleotide messenger RNA. Lineage: Eukaryota; Metazoa; Chordata; Aves; Pelecaniformes; Pelecanidae. The record is from RefSeq and is a predicted model, not a curated record.
GCGUAUCAAAUACUCAGGACAUUCAGGCACAUGUAAAAAAAGCCAUUGAAGGAAAAUAUCCCUUAUACAAUCUUGGUUUUGGCUAUGGUGUUGACUACAGCUUCUUGGAGAAGAUGGCACUGGAGAAUAAAGGAUUGGCCCGUCGGAUUUAUCCUGACUCUGAUGCAGCUUUACAGCUUCAGGGGUUUUAUGAUGAGGUGUCGAAUCCCAUGCUCACUGAUGUGGAGUUAAACUACCCAGAAAAUGAAAUAUCAGACCUAACUAAAAACAGUUUUAAGCAUUUCUAUGAUGGGUCUGAGAUUGUGGUGGCUGGGCGCUUUAUAGAUAGCAACCAAAACAGUUUGACUGUAGAUGUGAGAGGUGAAGGCGCUAAUGAUGCCCUGUCAUAUACUACACAACAAGAUGCUGAGCAAACAGCUAAAGCUUUCCAAGAACAAGAAUACAUAUUUGGAGAUUACAUUGAAAGGCUCUGGGCUUAUCUCACCAUUGAACAACUCCUGGAAAAACGUAUUGCAGCUACAGGAGAAGAAAAGGAGAAUCUUACAGCAGAAGCCCUGGAUCUCUCACUAAAAUACAAGUUUGUAACACCACUGACAUCCAUGGUGGUAACAAAGCCAGAAGACCUUGACAAUCAAGAUGGGAUUGCCGAUAAACCCAUUGAAGCACAGGCUGUCACAGCUGUCACGCUGGCAGCUCCACAGCCGUAUUACCAAUAUACGUCACACCCCACAUGGUAUACUAGCGUUGAUGGAGAUCCACACUUCAUUAUAUCGGUGCCACAAAAAGAAGAUGCCAUUUGUUUCAAUAUCAAUGAAACCCCGGGUGCUGUGUUAAAUUUAAUAAAUGACCCAGUUACAGGCAUCACAGUCAAUGGAGAACUCAUUGGUGAUAAGAGAGCAAAUAGUGAUGCAAAGAUCCAAAACACAUAUUUUGGAAAACUUGCCAUUACAAAUAAGGACCUGGAUUUAAAAUUGACAGUAACUCCUGAGAAGAUCACAAUUCAGAAUGGCAAUGAAAAAACAGGUUUCACCUGGCUUGACUCUGUCACCUUGAAACAAGAAGGUUUAACUUUGAUAAUUAACAGGAAGAAAAAUCUGGUGCUCUCAAUGGCCAGCAGUGCCUCAUUUGUUAUUGUUUUGCACCAAGUAUGGAAGAAACAUCCUCUCCACCAAGACUUCCUAGGACUGUAUACAUUGGAAAGUGAUAAACUGUCUGAACAGACCCAUGGAUUAUUAG